Panthera uncia (snow leopard) is the source of this 9483-nucleotide messenger RNA. It is a transcript of the gene CEP162, whose product is annotated as centrosomal protein 162. Gene Ontology annotation, biological process: cilium assembly. Gene Ontology annotation, cellular component: axonemal microtubule; centrosome; centriole. The record is from RefSeq and is a predicted model, not a curated record. The transcript has 26 exons. Lineage: Eukaryota; Metazoa; Chordata; Mammalia; Carnivora; Felidae. The coding region runs from base 316 to 4335 and encodes 1339 amino acids.
AAGGAGCGCAGCAAAUCUGUGCAUUCUCUGUUGGUGCGGCAACGACGUCUCUUACCUCCGGAUUAUCCUGAGCCGCAGCAAUUCCUACUUUCGCUCGUAGAGCAAAAAAGACACUGACCACUAUUCCGUGGAGCCCACAAGCCACGUGACCAGCUCCGGUCAUGUGACUCCAGAGCCAGGCGGCAGAAGUGUGUUACCCUGGUAACUGUUGAGCCCCCGAAGACCUUCCGGGAAAGCGCGGAAUUCAGAGACCGAGUGUUUCCAGUGUUGUAAAUACUUUGGAAUGUUUACUUUGGGAAGUGAAAAUUAUUGAUUAUGGCUCACUAUUCCAAAGAAGAGCUGGAUGAAGAGUUUGAAAAGUUCAUGAAAGAGCUUUCAGAUGAUUCUUUUGAGAAUUCAAACAAAACACCUAGACAACCUGAAAGAGAAGUGAAGAAGAAAGAUGCAUUGCCAUGGUGGAUAACUGAAGAUGAUUUUGAAGAUGGUGGACAGCUUGGAACAAAUGUAAGCUUUGUGAAAGCUAAGAAGACUUCUCAGCCUAUUAUGGAAAUAGAAGAGGAGUGUCCUGAAAGGAUUCAGUUUCUUCAGAGCAGUGGAACCUCUAUCUUAAGUAUUGACAGCUUAGAAACAAAUGAGAUCAUAGUUUCUGAACUCAAUCAUAGUGUUCUUGGAUUGGGAUUGGACACACUAGAGGAACAAGAGGAAAAGGAGCAAUUUUUUGCCAGGCUUGAGGAAGGCUUAACAUCUUCCAUUGAUUAUUCAAGAUUAAAUAAGGAAUUGGAUUCUAAUGACUCCACACAAUUUAAAGCUUUACAUAGUAGUCAAGCUAAUAUAGAACUAACUGAAGGUAAACAUGAGAAUGAAUCGAAACAUGAAGAACUAGCAGAAAAUUACAGUGAUGAUUUUGAAGAUGAGGAGGAUAUUGAUGCACCUUUGACCACUAAAGAAGAGACUAAUUCCAAAGAAAAUCCCAAAUCUGAAAAAAUACAUGUACCCAAACAGGAAGAAGAGAAAACUGGCAUGCUGGCUAACGUGGUACUGCUUGAUUCCUUAGACUCUGUUGCAGAGGUCAACCUUGAUGAACAGGACAGAGCAACUAAGCCAAAGUCCCUGCCAGAAAUGACUGAUAAUGAAAUGACAGGAACAGGUGUUUCUUAUGGACAAAGCAAUAGUGACAUUGAAGCUCUACAUCAGGCUUAUUGUCAGGUAGCCCAGUCUUUGGGAGAUACAGAUGAACAAAGAAUUGAGAGUAAUGCAUUGGAAAAUACCAAGAGCUCAGUGAAAGAUUAUCCUCAAGAAAAUGAAGAGUCCUCUAAAAACAUCUCUACUACAGAAUCUGAUCUGCCCACGGUAGAGGAGUUGAUGAAACCUAUCAGAAUAGAUUCUUUUGGUGUCAGUGGUUUUGAUUUACAACCUGUCAGCUAUAAGAAACUGGCUGAUAGUAAAGAAACUGAAUGUGUUAGCCCUAUACCCCUUAAGAGGAACCCAAAUAUUAUAUCUCAAGAACCACAAAAUGUAAACCAACUUUUCGACAAAAAUGAAGAGAAUGUGGUUUUACAAAAGACAACAAAUAAAGAUAGAGAAAAUAGCUGUCUAGGAGUAAAUGCUACGGAAGAACAUAUAGAUAAAAUGUACCUUGAUAUUUUGAGGAAAAAAAUAUCUGUUGGUCCUCCAUUAUUGCCUCCGGGUGACAAAGUAAAUAAAACUUUUAGAUCUCAACUCAGUUCUGGCGAAGAAGGGGCUGUAACUGGUAAACAUGAACCACACAAGAAGGCCAGAAGUGCACCUCCUGUACUUAAAAGAAAACCCCAGAGUGGAUUAUAUGCAUCAGUUAGGAGCUCAGGCUAUGGCAAACCCAGUUCACCAUUCAAGUCUUUUUCUACUCUUGAAAAGAAAACUUCAAAGGACAUUAUGAAAAGUAAAACUGUGAGAUCCAUUCCUACUUCAAAUCAAGCUAGGAAAAAAGAAAUCUUAUCUGAAACAAAAGUCAUCAAGCCUGCAGCUCUGGGUAAACCAGCUCCCAAAAUUGAAAAUUGCCUGGCCACCCCUAAGAAGUCUGAAGAUUCUACAGAAACCGAUUACUGUGUUCAGUUUCAGAAUGAUUCUUCAGGAUACUGUGGUGGGAACAAGGAGACAGAGUUACUUAUGUUUAAAAGAGUUCAGGAAGCAGAGGAAAAAUGGAGGGGUGCACAAGCCCUAAUUGAGCAAAUUAAAGUUACAUUCUCAGAAAAAGAGAGAGAGCUGGAAAAUAAGAUGGAAGAACUAAGGAGACAACAGGAAAAGGAACUCUUCAGACUAAAUCAAGAUAAUUAUAUUCUUCAAGCCAAGUUGAGUAGCUUUGAAGAAACAAACAAAAAGCAAAGAUGGUUACAUUUUGGAGAAACAGCUGAUCCUGUCACUGAAGAAAAAUUGAAGCAAAUUCAAAAAGAAAUACAAGAACAAGAGACACUUCUUCAAGGAUAUCAACAAGAAAAUGAACGAUUAUAUAGUCGAGUGAAAGAUCUGCAAGAACAAAAUAAGAAAAAUGAGGAGCGAAUGUUCAAGGAAAACCAGAGUUUAUUCAGCGAGUUAGCUUCCUUAAAAGAACAGAUGCACAAAAGUCGUUUCCUAUCUGAAAUAGUUGAAGAUUCAGAACCCACCAAAACCCAGAAUUUUACAGAUCUGUUAGCAGAGCUACGGAUGGCACAGAAAGAAAAAAACUGUUUAUUGGAAGACAUCAAAAGACUGAAGCAAGACAAACAAGCCCUUGAAGUAGACUUGGAAAAAAUGAAGAAAGAGAGAGACCAAGCCAAAGAUCAGAUUGCUUAUGCCACAGGUGAAAAAUUAUAUGAAAUAAAAAUUCUAGAAGAAACACAUAAACAAGAAAUCAGUCGCCUGCAAAAAAGAUUACAAUGGUAUGCUGAAAAUCAGGAACUUCUGGAUAAAGAUGCAUUUCGGCUUAAAGAAGCAAAUGAAGAAAUUGAGAAGCUCAAACUUGCGGUUGAGAAACUGAAAGCUGAAUCUGGAAAUCCAUGUAUUCAGCAGAAGAUACGUUUAAAAGAGAAAGCAGCUGAUGCCAAAAAAAUUCAAGACCUAGAGCGACAAGUUAAGGAAAUGGAAGGAAUUCUAAAGAGAAGAUAUCCCAAUUCUUUACCUGCUUUAAUACUGGCUGCAUCAGCAGCUGGUGAUACAGUGGAUAGAAAUACAGUGGACUUUAUGGAGAAAAGGAUAAAAAAACUAGAGGCUGAUUUGGAGGGCAAAGAUGAAGAAGCAAAGAAAAGCCUUCGUACCAUGGAACAACAGUUCCAGAAGAUGAAGAUCCAGUAUGAACAGAGACUAGAGGAGCAGGAGCAGCUACUUGCCUGCAAAUUGAAGGAAGCACCCCAGAACCAGCCUGACAGCUCCUCCAGGGUUGAAGCACUAGAGAAGGAGCUCGACGACAUCAAGGAAGCCCAUCAAAUCACUGUAAGAAACCUUGAAGCUGAAAUAGACAUUCUUAAACAUCAGAAUGCUGAAUUGGAACUCAAGAAAAACAAUAAAGAUGGUAACGAUUUCCAGUCUAUAGAAUUCCAGGUAGAACAGGCUCAUGCUAAAGCUAAACUGGUGCGACUCAACGAGGAGCUGGCUGCGAAGGGGAGAGAAAUACAAGACCUUUCAAAAACUGUGGAGAGGCUCCAGAAGGAGAGAAGGAUGAUGCUGUCUAAUCAGAACUCUAAGGGUAGAGAGGAAGUGACUACAAAAAGGGGGAAGAAAGAUGGUUUGCAUUCAGGUAAAGGAAGUGCUAACGCAUUCCCUGGAACCCUGGAUGGCAAGCGUUACCAACCACACACUUUUACUGAUUCCCAUGUUUCAGAGGUUUUACAAGAAAACUGCAAAUUGAAAAAUGAACUGGAGAGAUUAAUUGUGGAGAGGAAUGAGCUGAAGAUGAAAUCUGAAGCAGCAGUGACCCAAUUUGAAAAUUCCAUGAAAAGGGUCAAGGAAGAUACUGCAGCACACAUUGCAUCUCUCAAAGCAUCUCAUCAGAGGGAAGUAGAGAAACUCCUUUGCCAAAAUGCAGUAGAAAAUUCUUCUUCCAAAGUAGCUGAACUAAAUCGUAAGAUAGCAACUCAAGAGGUACUUCUAAAACAUUUCCAAAAUCAAGUUAACGAACUGCAGGGUAAACAGGAGUCUCUGGUAGUUUCUCAAGUUCGAGAAGAAAUCUUACAGAAAGAGAUUACAAAACUCCUAGAAGAAUUAAGAGAAGCCAGAGAAAACCAUACACCAGAGAUGAAACAUUUCAUGGUCUUAGAAAAGAAAAUUAAGCAGAUGGAAAUGAGACAUGAGCAAAGAGAGCAGGAACUUCAACAGGUAAAGUAGUAAAUCAUAUUUACAUAUUUGUAUAGCUCUUCGCUUUUAAGUACCUCCAGUUUGCUAUAGUUUUGCCAUCCCUAGCAGCAUUUCCUGAAGUGUUUCAUUGUACAUUGAUCUUAUUAAGAAUAAAUACAGUGUUUAAGAGCACGUAAGACUUUAAAUUUCAAAUACCUGAAGAUUGGUUUGCCAACUUAUGUUCUUAAAAUGUUAGGCAUUUUACCCUGGGAAUUGGUCUUUGGAAGCCAUAUUCCAUAUUCCAGCCAUUUCAUGUUUGUAAGAAAUGUUUGUAAGAAAUAGCUAUAUUAAAAGGUAAUUGUUUAAAAUAUUAUGUGUCUAGCACUAGUGAUAUCACAAUUAGUACACUUAAUGACAGAUAAAUAGAAAUUAAAAACGGCAGAAGUAAGGGCAUGAUGUUUUUAGGCAUUAGCCUUUCUGCCAGUAUUUACCUUUGCUUGAAGAGUCUGUUGGUCGGCUUGAGCUGUUACAACAAAAUACCAUAAACUGGGUUACUUAAAAAACAAAUUAAUUUUCUCACAGUUCUGGAGGCCAAAAGUCUAAGAUUAAAUUUCCAGCUGAUUCAUUCUGGUUGAAUAUGCUCUUCCUGGCUUGCAGAGGGCCUUUCCUCAGUGUAUGCUUUGGGGUGAGGGAAGGAGACUAGAGAGAGAAAGAGAGCUAUCUGGUAUCUUUUCUGAUAAGGACACUAAUCUACUCUGAACAGGACCCCACCCUUAUGAUUUCAUUUAACCUUAAUUAGUUCCUUACUCCAAAAAUAGCCAUACUGUGGGUUAGGGCUUCAACAUAUGAAAAGGGAGUAGGGGGACACAGAAGAAAAUUCAGUCUAAAACAGUAUAAAUAUAUAUAUUCUUUGAAAAAAAAACAAAAAGAUAUGCAAUGGUUUAUGAUUGACCUAAGUUCCAGAGAAACCCUAGCUCUAUUUAAUCAUAUCAAAGUUUUAGGUCUUCAUCAUUAUAGGAACUACGAAAUGUAAAAUAGAGGACAAAAAGAUUAGUGUAAUUCAUUUCUCAUUUUUACGUAAGGUGACCGAAUGGAUUAAAAAAAAAAAAAGACUUCUGAAUGCUGCCUACAAGAAUGCUGCCUCACUUCAGACCUAAAGAUACAUUAUAGAGUGAAUGUAGAGAUAGAAAAAGAUAUUCCAUGCAAAUGGAAAUUUUUUAAAAAGGUAGCAACACAUAUCAGUCGUGAGACAAAGAAGGACAUUAUGUAAUGAUUAAGGGAUCAAUCCAAUAAGAGGAUAUAACAAUUGUAAAUAUUUAUGUAACUAACAUAGAAGCACCUAAACAUACAAAUGAAAUAUUAACAUCCAUCAAAGGGGAAAUAGUAAUACCGUAUUAGUAGGGGACUUAAAACACCCCCACUUACAUUAAUGGAUAGAUCAUCUGGACAGAAAAUCAAUUUAAAAAAAAAAACAGUAGCUUUGAAUAACACGUCAGACCAGACGUACUUAACAGAUAUUGGAUGUAAUGGGCUGUGAAUAGCAGCAGCAUAUACAUUCUUUUCAAGUGUGCAUGGACUGAUCUUUAGGAUAGAUCACAUUAGACCACAGAAUAAGUUUUAGACUAUUAAGAAGAUUGAAAUCAAGCAUCUUCUCCAACCACAAUGGUAUGAAAGUACAAAUCAAUUACAAAAAUAAAAGAAACAGAAUACAAAUACAUGGAGGCUAAUCAAGAUGCCCCUAAAUAACCAAUAGGUCAAUAAAGAAAUCAUAGCAGAAAUUUAAAAAUACCUUGAGACAAAUGAAAAUGGAAACAAUAUUCCAAAAUCUUUUGGACAUAGCAAAACCAGUUCUAUGAGGGAAUUUUUUUUUUUUUAUAGCUACACGGGCCUACCUCAAGAAACAAAAAUCUCAAAUAAUCUAACAUUACACAUAAAGGAACUAAAAAGAACAAAGCUCAAAGGUAGAAGGAAAGAAGGAAAUAAUAAAGUUCAUGACAAAAGUAAAUGAAAUAGAGACAAAAAAAAUAAGGAAGAUUAGUGAACUAAGAGCUGGUUCUUUAAAAGAUAAAACUGAUAAGCCUUUAGCUAGACUCCUCAAGGAAAUGAAAAGACUUCAAUAAAUAACAAUAAAGAAAUGAAAAAGGGAGAGUUAAAAUCAGCACCACAGAAAUACAAAGGAUUGUAAAAGACUACUAUGAAAGGUUAUAUGCCAACAAAUUGGACAACCUAGAAGAAAUGGAUUUUUAUAAAUACAAAAUCUCCCAAGACUGAAUCAGGAAGAAAUAGAAAAUCUGAAUAAAUUAAUUACUAGUAACAAAAUUGAAUUGGUGGGACACCUGGAUGGCUCAAUUGGUUUUAGGUCUGACUCUUGGUUUCUGCUCAGGUCAUGAUCCCAGGAUCGUGGGAGCAAGCCCCAUGUGGGGCUCCCUGCUGAGCAUGGAGCCUGCUUAAGAUUGUGUCUGUCUCUCUCCCCGAAUUGUGUUCUCUCUAAAAAUGAAAUUUAAAAAAAAAUUGAAUUGAUAAUCCAAAAAUUCCCAACAAAGAAAAGUCUGGGACCAGAUGGCUUUAAAUGUUUGGAAGAAUUCACCUGUAAAGAAGAAUUAAUACCAAUCCUUCUCAAACUAUCCCUGCCCCCCCCACCCCAAAAAAAAUGAAGAGGAAGGAAUGUUUUCAAAUUCAUUCUACAAGCCCAAUAUUACCCUACCAACAACAAAGACACUACAAAAAAAAAAGAAGAAAAUUACAGAAAGAAGAAAAUUACAGAAAGAAGAAAAUUCCCUGAUGAACAUAGAUGCAAAAAAUCCUUAACAAAGUAUUAGCAAUCUAAAUUCAAAAAUACAUUAAAAGGAUAAUUCACCACAGUAUGGUGGGAUUUAUAGGAUACAAGGACGGUUGAGUUCUUCAAAUCAAUAUGACAUACCAUAUUAGCAAAAUGAAAGUUAAAAAUCGUAUGAUUUCAAUAGAUGCAAAAAAGCAUUUGCCGAAGUUCAGCAUACAUUCAUGAUAAAAAAUUCUCAAUACGCUGAGUAUAGAUGAAACCUCAGAAAGGCCAUAUAUGACAAACCCACAGCUGACAUGAUACUCCACAGUGAAAAACUGAAAAGUUAGCUUUUUCACUAACAUCAGGAACAAGGAUGUCCACUCUUUGUUAUACUCCAAGCUAGUACCAGAAGUCAUAGCCACAACAACCAGAUAAGAAAUAAAAAGCAUGCAAAUUGAAAAGGAUGAAGUACAACUGUCACUAUUUACAGAUAACAUUGAUAAUGUAUAUAGAAAACCCUAAAGAUUCCACCAAAAAUCUAUUAGAAUAAAUGAAUUCAGUAAAGUUGCAGGAUGCGAAAUUAGUGUACAGAAAUGCAACAGAUGUCUGUACAUUAACAACUAGCAAGAAGAAAUUAAGACCAUCACUUUAUAACUACAUCAAAAAGAACAUACAUAAAAAUGAAUUUAACCUAAGAGUUGAAAGACCUGUACUCUUAAAACUGUAAUACAUAGAUGAAAGAACUUGAAGAUAACACAAUAAAUGGAAAGAUACACAUGGAUUGGAGGCGUAUUGUUGAAAUGUUCAUAAUACCUAAAGCAAUCUGCAGAUUUGGUGCAGUCCCUAUCAAACACCAGUAGAUUUUUCAUGGAACUAGAACAUAUAUUCCUAAAGUUGAUAUGGAAUCACAAAAGAACCCAAAUACACAAAGCAGUCUUGAGAAAGAACAAAGCUGGAGGUAUCACACUCCCAGUUUUUCAAAUGUAUUACAAAACUAUAGUAAUGAAAACAGUAUAGUCCUGACAUGAAAACAGACGCACAGAUCAAUAGAAUGGAAUAGAAAACUCAGAAAUAAACCCAUGCUUAUAUGGUCAAUUAAUCUAUGACAAAGGAGGCAAGAAUAUACAAUGAAGAUAAGAUCAUCUCUUUAAUAAUGAUAAUGGUGCUGGUAAAACUGGACAGCUGCAUGCAAAAAAAAGAUGACCACUAUCUUACACUAUAUACAAAACAAAAGGAAACAAACAAACAAACAACACCUCAAAAUGGAUUAAAGACCUAAAUGUAAGACCUGAAACCAUAGAUCUACUUUAAAAAACAGUAAACUCUUGGACAUUAGUCUUGGCAAUGUUUUGGGGGUUUUUUUGUUUUUUGUUUUUGAAUAGGCCUCCUUAGAGAACAAAAGCAAAAAUAAACAAUUGGACUACAUCCAAUUGCACAUGGGGUGCCUGAGUGGCUCAGUUGGCUAAGCAUCCGACUUCCAUUCAGGUCACGAUCUCAUGGCUCCUGAGUUCGAGCCCUGCAUCAGUCUCUCUGCCGUCAGCACAGAGCCCACUUUGGAUCCUCUGUCUCCCUCUCUCUUUAACCCUCCCCCACUAGUCAAAAAUAGACAUUUAAAAAUAAUUUUUAAAAAAUUAAAAGCUUUUGCACAGCAAGGAAACCCAACAAAAUGAAAACAUACUGAAGGAGGUAUGUGAAGAAGUCAAACUAUUAGGAGGUAUUUGCAAAUGAUAUAUCCAGUAAGGGGUUAAUAUCCACAACAAAUGAAGAACUCCUAACUCAACACCAGAAAAAAAAAAAAAUCUAAUUUAAAAAUGGGCAGUGGAGGGGAAGGGCCAAGAUGGCAGAACAGCAUGGAAGUUUUUUUUGUGUGUCUCUUGUUCCUGAAAUGGAGCCAGAUCAACACUAAACCAUCUUGUACACCUAGAAAACUAAUUUGAGGAUUAACACAACAAUCUGCAUAACCUGAACCACAGAACUUGGCAGGUACAUGGCAUGGAGAGGUGAACUGGGGGAGAGAGAAGCUGCGUGGGGGGCUGUUUUUGCUUGUGGAGAGAGGAAGUGGGUAAGGGGAAUGGGAAAAGCAACCCCACACUCCCCUGCCCCCCCUCUGCUGAAAGCAGCUGGAGAGAAAGUGGAAGAGUGGAAACAGCCACAAGGGACUGAACAAAAAAGGGAAAAAGGAGAAAGGAAACAGUUUAAAUUCCAUUAAGACUCUAUAAACAGGGGGAGCACAAGAGAGUCUGAAACUCCACAGCUCGAUACCACGCAGUGCUCUGCUGGGAAGAGCAAAUCCUGAGGAACAGUGAGCAAGGUCCAAGGGGUUCAAGGUCCACACAGGAAGUGGCGGUUCCCCUGCUAGGAGGAUAUUUGGUAGAGACUGUGCAGCCUCCACACAGACAAAGGUCCCAGGGGACCGUGGAAAACAACCACAUUCGCUG